Molecule: messenger RNA, 564 nt
Organism: Lathyrus sativus (Indian pea)
Lineage: Eukaryota; Viridiplantae; Streptophyta; Magnoliopsida; Fabales; Fabaceae
Source: the annotation of a GenBank genome assembly
AUGGAACAUCUACCUGUGCAUCUUGCAUAUGUAGCUUUUCUUGGUGGCCUGAUUCAACAUAGGUGGAUGUAUCCUUUUGAAAGGUUAUUGGGUGAUUCAAAGAGAUCGGUGAAAAAUAAAGCUAAAGUUGAAGGAUUAAUAUGUGCGCAUUACUUGCAUCGAGAAACAUCUCAUUUUUGCAGUCACUAUUUCAAUCACUUGAUGUUAACUCCAAGAAUCAUAAGGAAUCCUGUAAAUGUUAACAAAAGAAGUCAAUUUACCUUAUCAAUCUUCGGGCUUCCUGGUAGUCCCUAUGGAAAAAAGGGUGUGCAUUGGCUGACUAAAAAAGAAAUGCAAUCAGCACAUGUUCAUGUCUUAAUUAACUGUGUUGAAGUUAAACCAUAUAUUGAGGAAUUUAACAUCUCCUACUUUCAUAAUACCGGUGUACAAGCAACAUCCGGUCACAUACAUGCUCAUUUUCCAACAUGGUUCAAGGAGAAAUUGUCAUGCAUUGUUGCACCGACUCAAGAAAUACUCCAUCUGAGAAACUUGUCUGAAGGCCCUAUUCAAAGCGCAAAUGAAUGA